Molecule: messenger RNA, 1591 nt
Organism: Micropterus dolomieu (smallmouth bass)
Lineage: Eukaryota; Metazoa; Chordata; Actinopteri; Centrarchiformes; Centrarchidae
Gene: stn1
Product: STN1 subunit of CST complex
Exons: 9
Coding region: 144-1238 (364 amino acids)
Biological process (GO): DNA replication; double-strand break repair via homologous recombination; telomere capping
Cellular component (GO): CST complex; DNA replication factor A complex; site of double-strand break
Molecular function (GO): single-stranded telomeric DNA binding
Source: RefSeq, a predicted model, not a curated record
ACUACUCAGUGCCGCGGCUACCGAAGAAGAAGAAGAAAAAGUAGCCAUCUGCAGCUAGUUUACUCUCUUGCUAGACACUGCACCAAACGACUGGUAAAACACGAAAAGAGAUAAACAGUCUUGCUUUUGCUUUUCACGAUGAAAUGCAGGCAGCUACGAUGGAUCCAGCGGAAGAGCCUCCAUCCAUGUUGUGGGGACUGGACCCGAUCUUUUCUGCCUUCACCAGGCUGUACGUCACAGACAUCCUGCAGAUGAUGGAGUCCACACAGGUGCCAGGUAUUUACUUCUACAACUCCCAUCCAAUCUCCAAAGUUGAUGUGCUUGGGACAGUGGUUUACAAGAGAGAAAGAGACGACUUCUUCUGCUAUGGGGUGGAUGAUGGUACUGGCGUUAUAAACUGCCUAUGCUGGAAAAAUGACCUGUUGAAAGAGGAGGGGGGUCCGUCUAAAUCAGGGGGGAAUCACAGUGCUGGGGUUCAGGAAAGCUUUAACCCAGUCGCUGAGCUGGAGAAGCUGAGACAGGCUCAGCAGAGCCGCUGCUGCCUGGAGAUUGGAGAGCUGCUCAGAGUCAGAGGAAAGGUGAAGACGUCGAGGCAACAGAGAGAGAUCAUGGCCUCCACCUACUAUAAAGUGAACGACCCAGUGAUGGCGGCCCAGAUAGCGUGGAUGAUGGAGGGACCUCAGCUCUACAAACAGUGCUAUGACAAACCCUUCCAGCUGCAAACUGAUGCAACAGGUGACUCAUCCAUCAGUUCCCUCAGCAAGGCAACAAACGUCAUCAAGGAUUUCCUUAACCAGAAGUCUGUGACCAGGUUCAGACCCUAUGAUGUUCAGGACCUCUUGCAGCCUCUGAUCUCCAGCAAGCCUCAAACAGCAUCUGCAGACCAGCCUGUGGCAGGUCCGUCUGCUUGCCAGCAGCUACGCCAGCUUCUGAAGGAGGCCCUGCAAAUUUUACUGGACGAGGGUAUUGUGUACCGCAAGGUCAAAUCCCAAGAUGAAGUCUAUCAUGUGACGGCACAAGACACAGAUCUACUCAUAGCCGUCAAAGACAUCAUCAGGGAGGACUCAAAGAGAGAGAAGUAUGCAGAGAAGGGUUGCCACAUCCUGCACAUUCUGUCUGCAGUCAGGCAACGCCACAGCCUCAACGUGAGCAAGGCAGCACUGGAGCUGGUCCUCACGUCGCUGGAGUGCAACAGUGACAUCGUCAGCACCAGCGACAGCCAUUACACUGUGUUCUAACAUGAACACCCCGUAUAUUACAGAAUAAACUGCGUGUAGUAUGGCUUAUUGCUCCUAAAUGUGAUCAUCCAAGACAUUUAAGUAAAUCAUGCCAUUUGUAUUCCUUUGAUCAUCAUGACUAACGUCAAGUAUGGCGCCUGCCAACAUUAGUUGAACUGCAUAUUUGUUGUUGUAUUUUAAAUUACUAGUGUGUUACCGUGUUAAGGUUAAAUAUUAAUUUUAAGAUAAAUUUGAAAGCCAUGCCUAAGAAAAUGGACAUCAGGGACAUUUCAAGACCACUGUGCAAUCCACUGUUGUAAAUAUUUGUGAUAGUUUGGUACAUUUUGAUAUAAAUAAACAAUAAAUAACCUGGA